GAGCAGGGUAGAGCGAUAAGAAGACAGUGGUCGUGGUGUGGUGGCGGUCGGAGGGGUAAGCAGCCACAGAGCCGCCAUGUUCUGAGGGGCAAAGCAGUGACCCGCCGAGCAGCGGAAGGCCCUGGAGGGAGCUUACAUAAGCAUAUAUAAGCCCGCGCGCAAUGGCUCGGAGCGAAACUCUUUUGUCGAACGCAUUCCUCUCUCGCUCAGCAGCAGUCGUUCUACUUUUCUUCAGCCUCAGACUUCCAGAGGCAUAGGCGAGAGGGGUUUUUACCCACUCGCUCCCUCUCGCUCGCCUUUAUUCCUCUUUGCGACCAACUGCACCCUCGAAACGUGUUGGCCGUCAUGAUAUCCCAAUAAACACGUCUCUGCUCAACCAUCCCUGACCGACUCAUUACCAAGCAUUUUUGCUACCUCUCUACAACCCUUCAAUCGCAUUCCAAAUUACCCUCAGAGCAUUACGACCUUUUCCAUCCUACCUAUGAUCAUGGCAGAUUCUACCGCGUCGGAAACAGCCCAAACAGAGGGCGAAAGUCCCGAGGGUUCAGAUAAACCGCCGCAUGGUAAUCAUAUAGAGCAUCCAUCACCUCUCAAGCAAGUCCUACCCGCUUCUGACAAGAUCAGGCCAAACGGAGCCGUACAUAGACAGCUUUCGUCUAAGGCCGCUCCUCCCGCGUCUCCCUCUGCCCCAAACGGCUCCGCCGGUGGCAAGGUCCCCUUACCUCCUGCCGAGUCGCAUGCUUUUCCCAAAGCGCCUGGGACUACUAGGCGGGAUCUCGAGCAGCUCUCUCAGUCCACCCAGAUGGCUUUUGGCGGCUCGCCACACAUCAAACACACUGCUCCGUCCACAACGGGCUCCGUCUCACCUUCUACCAGCAGCUCUCGGUCACCCUCCGAGUACGAGAGCUCAAGUGUUCCAUCCACGCAACCACCUAGUAGAGCACCAAGCAGACCACCGAGCAGACCGUCGAGCUUUUCUGCUGGCAAGUCUGGUGGGAAAGUCGAAGCUCCUAGCACCCCUUCCCGACCCCCUAGCCAGAAAGACAGCGGCAAGACCGCAAGUCGCGCUUCGAGUACCCAUCGAAUAUCGCCAACGUCUACAAACGAAACAACGGCCGCCAAAAGGCCUCCCUCUGUACAUUCGGACGCAGGUCAGAAAUUUACGUUGAAGGACCUUUUGGGUGCGGGGCCAAAGUUGGUCCGACGGUCUUCUGCUCGCUCCACUGGCAGCAGCAAGAAGUCGGAUUCAGAGCGUGGCGGUCGCUCAAGCAACGGCGAGAGCACAGCGAGCCUGUUGAAGAAAUACGGCGUGUGUGAGAAAGUGGCCAUUGGCAAGGGUGCGACUUCUGUUGUUCGACUCGCGCACAAGUGGGAUCGCUCAGAGGAGAAGCUGUAUGCUGUGAAGGAGUUCCGGAAACGCCGAAAGAAUGAAACAGAGAAAGAAUACGUCAAGAAGCUCACAGCAGAGUUUUGCAUAUCGUCCACAUUGCAUCAUAUCAACAUUGUCGAGACAGUAGAUCUAGUACAAGAUGAAAACCUCCAUUGGUGCGAAGUCAUGGAGUUUUGCCCUGGUGGAGAUCUUUACGCCGCCAUCAAGCGUGGAGGCAUGUCGCCCGCCGAAGUGGAAUGCUGCUUCAAGCAGAUCCUAACCGGCGUGUCCUACCUUCAUAGUCAAGGUGUCGCCCACAGAGACAUCAAGCCGGAAAACCUCUUUUUCGACACGAAGGGCCAUUUGAAGAUCGGUGACUACGGCGCAUCGACAGUCUACCGGCUUCCAUGGGAGCAGACAAUACACAUGUCCACAGGUCUAUGUGGUAGUGAGCCCUAUAUCGCACCAGAACAGUUCCUUGGCAAACGUAAGCAAAUGAGUAAUCCAAAUUCAUUAUCCCCUAAUUCCUUUCCGCUGGCAAUAGCCUACGAUGCACGCCUUGUCGACAUCUGGGCAUGCGGUAUUGUCUACUAUUGCCUGCACUUCCAGGAGCUACCAUGGACAGUCGCUCAACCAUCAGACCAGCUCUUCGCCGCUUACGUCGCAGCAUGCUCCUCUCCUUCACCCGCACAGGCGCAAUGUCCACCUACCAUCAACAACCUCUCCCCCCGAGCAUGCCGACCACUUAUACGGAAGAUGCUGGAACCGAAUCCGAAAUUGCGUUUACCCAUCGAGGACGUCAUGUCGCAUCCUUGGAUCGAGACAAUCGAGGUGUGCCAUCUCAUGCCGAAAGCGACACAUGUGCAUGUGUACGCACAGGCCAUGGCAACGGCGCAAGUGCAGAUUCUGGCAUAGCGGUUUCGUGGCCGAUAGGAGAGUUUGGAGGGCCCGGAUUUUCCAUUUCUCUUCGUAUGAUUGGUUGGUUCUCAUCCAUGUAAUCCUCUUCUGUCUCUACGAUUGAUGUCUCACCCCCCGUCGUCGUCCAUACCCAUUACCACCAUUUUUGGGGGUGGCGGCUGAGGGGCCGUACUUUAUAUUAGCUCUCUCUGUCUGUGCCACCAUGAUCGUUGACGUGUUUUAGCUUCGUGUUGCUGUGUGUGUUCUUUCUCUGCGUUGCUCUUCUUAUUAUUGUCGCUGUUUUCCUUACUCCAUCUUCGCCUACUACCAUCCUCUGAUGUAGAUGUAAUACUUGACCUUAGUUGAUAUGCUGUUUGUUCCUUACUUCUUGGAGGAGCGGAUGGUGGUUUUGCUCUUAUGUUCUGGAAUGCCAUGCGAUCAACCACUCAAUAUU
Somion occarium is the source of this 2720-nucleotide messenger RNA. The record is from the annotation of a GenBank genome assembly. Lineage: Eukaryota; Fungi; Basidiomycota; Agaricomycetes; Polyporales; Cerrenaceae.